GAGUCUUCCUGCUCUCUCUCUCCCUUUUCUAUUUUUCCUCCCUUACAGAUAGGGUUUCGAGACCCAUCCUCGCUGCCAUCGUCUGACCGCCGCACCACCACCAUACUCGGUGGCCGGCAAUGCACAAGAAUAGGCCGUUCGGCCUUGUUCCAAAAGAGUUUGAAGGCCUAGCCUUCUUAAGUCGAAAAGAACCGAAAGAAAGGGCCCUCACCCCUCUUUUAGCCCCGACGAUGGAGGAGAGACCUCCCGCGAAACAACCACAGGCGGUUCCGGGUAUGGAGGAGUUGGUGGGAGUGUGUGAUGCCUGGGAAUGGUGCUGCAGAGGCGUGGGGUGGCAAACAUCAUGGUGUGGCCUGGGUUCUUUUUUUCUUUGCUAUUUUUUAUUAUUGGUCUGGGCUAGGGUUAGUAGUUUGGGCUGUUUUGUAUUGGGUUUUAAGGGGUUUGAGUAAUUGGGAU
Molecule: messenger RNA, 456 nt
Organism: Gossypium arboreum
Lineage: Eukaryota; Viridiplantae; Streptophyta; Magnoliopsida; Malvales; Malvaceae
Exons: 2
Coding region: 120-449 (109 amino acids)
Source: RefSeq, a predicted model, not a curated record